AAAACAUCUCACUUCUAAAUCUUUCAUCUGUGGUAAAACAGGUGGGACCUCCAAAGGUCUCUUGGCUUAUCUUCCUCAGUGGAGGGCUGUAGAGGCUUGAAUAGCCUUGCUUUUCUCUCCAGUAUGGUCAUGGAAUGGAUCCUCGUGUGAUCUUCCGUGCUGCUGGGAACUCUUCCUGGGUCCACACUGAGUUUGGUGGUUGGGACCUGGUAAAUGAUCAGGAGCAAUAAUGUUCUGCAGUAAAAAGAAAUCACUUGAAGUGGAACGUGUUGUAAAAGCCAAUGAUCGUGAAUAUAAUGAAAAGUUCCAGUACGCAGAUAAUCGUAUCCACACAUCCAAGUACAACAUUCUUACCUUCUUGCCAAUUAAUUUAUUUGAACAGUUCCAAAGAGUGGCAAAUGCCUAUUUCCUUUUCCUUCUGAUAUUACAGUUAAUUCCAGAAAUCUCCUCCUUGACCUGGUUUACUACAAUUGUGCCUCUGGUCCUGGUGAUAACUAUGACAGCUGUCAAAGAUGCCACAGAUGACUAUUUCCGCCACAAGAGCGAUAACCAAGUGAAUAAUCGGCAGUCUGAAGUGAUCAUUGACAGCAAACUGCAGAAUGAAAAAUGGAUGAAUGUCAAAGUGGGAGACAUCGUUAAAUUAGAAAAUAACCAAUUUGUUGCUGCUGAUUUGCUGCUUCUAUCAAGUAGUGAGCCACACGGACUGUGCUAUAUUGAAACUGCAGAGCUUGAUGGGGAAACAAACCUAAAAGUUCGUCAUGCAUUGUCAGUUACCUCAGAACUUGGAGAAGAUAUUAGCCGACUUGCAAGGUUUGAUGGGAUUGUUGUCUGUGAGUCGCCUAACAACAAAUUAGAUAAAUUUACUGGAGUCCUCUCUUGGAAGGACAGCAAGCACUCCCUCAACAAUCAGAAGAUAAUCCUGAGAGGCUGUGUCCUGAGGAACACCAGUUGGUGUUUUGGAAUGGUGAUUUUUGCAGGUCCUGACACUAAACUAAUGCAGAACAGUGGUAAAACAAAGUUUAAAAGGACAAGCAUUGAUAGAUUGAUGAAUACUCUAGUACUGUGGAUUUUUGGGUUUCUGGUAUGCUUGGGAAUUAUUCUUGCAAUAGGAAAUUCUAUCUGGGAGAAUCAAGUUGGGGGCCAAUUCAGAACUUUCCUAUUUUGGAAUGAAGGAGAGAAGAACUCUGUGUUCUCAGGAUUCUUAACCUUCUGGUCAUACAUUAUUAUUCUCAAUACAGUUGUACCCAUUUCAUUGUAUGUGAGUGUGGAAGUCAUUCGUCUGGGACACAGUUAUUUUAUAAACUGGGAUCGGAAGAUGUAUUACUCUGGGAAGGCAACACCUGCUGAAGCUCGGACAACCACGCUCAAUGAGGAGCUGGGCCAGAUUGAAUACAUUUUCUCUGACAAAACGGGUACUCUCACCCAAAACGUCAUGACUUUUAAAAAAUGUUCCAUUAAUGGGAGAAUCUAUGGAGAAGUACAUGAUGAUGUGGGUCAUAAGAAAGCAAUAACUAAGAAAAAAGAAUCUGUGGAUUUCUCAGUCAAAACUCAAACAGAGAGAACAUUUCAGUUGUUUGACCACAGUCUGAUGGAAUCUAUUAAGCUGGGCGAUCCCCAAGUACAUGAAUUCCUUAGGUUACUUGCUCUUUGCCACACUGUAAUGUCAGAGGAGAAUAAUGCAGGGCAGCUGAUUUACCAAGUGCAAUCACCUGAUGAAGGGGCUCUAGUAACUGCUGCUAGAAAUUUUGGAUUCAUUUUUAAGUCUCGGACCCCAGAGACAAUCACAAUAGAAGAAUUGGGAACACUUGUCACUUAUCAAUUGCUUGCUUUUUUGGAUUUCAACAAUAUCAGAAAAAGAAUGUCUGUCAUAGUUCGAAACCCAGCGGGACAGAUAAAGCUUUAUUCUAAGGGAGCAGAUACUAUUCUCUUCGAAAAACUUCAUCCUUCCAAUGAGGGCCUUCUGUCUUUGACGUCAGACCAUCUCAGUGAAUUUGCAGGGGAAGGCCUUCGAACCUUGGUGAUCGCUUACAGAGAGCUGGAUGACAAGUACUUUAAAGAGUGGCACAAGAUGCUUGAAGAUGCAAAUGCUGCCACAGAUAAGAGGGAUGAACGGAUAACGGGGCUGUAUGAAGAAAUUGAAAGAGAUUUGAUGCUAUUAGGUGCCACUGCUAUAGAAGAUAAAUUACAAGAAGGUGUUAUUGAAACUGUUACAAGUUUAUCACUGGCCAAUAUUAAGAUCUGGGUUCUAACAGGAGACAAACAAGAAACUGCCAUCAACAUUGGUUAUGCCUGCAACUUGCUGACAGAUGACAUGAACGAUGUGUUUGUGAUAUCGGGAAACACUGCAGUAGAAGUGAGAGAAGAACUCAGGAAAGCAAAGGAAAAUCUGUUUGGACAAAACAGAAGUUUUUCCAAUGGUCAUGUAGUUAGUGAAAACAAGCAGCAGUUGGAGCUGGACUCUGUGGUAGAAGAAACCAUAACAGGAGAUUAUGCCUUAGUCAUAAAUGGCCACAGUUUGGCCCAUGCCCUAGAAAGUGAUGUCAAGAAUGAUCUUUUAGAGCUUGCCUGCCUGUGUAAGACUGUGGUUUGCUGCAGAGUUACCCCCCUCCAGAAAGCUCAAGUAGUAGAGCUGGUGAAAAAACACAGAAAUGCUGUCACUUUGGCCAUCGGCGAUGGAGCCAAUGAUGUCAGCAUGAUUAAAAGUGCACACAUUGGCGUUGGCAUCAGUGGCCAGGAAGGACUGCAAGCAGUCUUAGCCAGUGACUAUUCAUUUGCACAGUUUAGAUAUCUCCAAAGGCUUCUCCUUGUUCAUGGAAGGUGGUCCUAUUUCCGAAUGUGCAAAUUCUUGUGCUAUUUCUUCUACAAGAAUUUUGCAUUUACACUUGUGCAUUUCUGGUUUGGUUUCUUCUGUGGUUUCUCAGCCCAGACCGUUUAUGAUCCAUGGUUCAUCACUCUUUUUAACAUUGUCUACACAUCAUUACCUGUUUUAGCCAUGGGGAUUUUUGACCAGGAUGUGAGUGACCAGAACAGCAUGGACUGUCCUCAGCUCUAUGAACCUGGACAACUGAAUCAACUUUUUAAUAAGCGUAGAUUUUUCAUUUGCAUGGCACAUGGACUCUACACCUCGUUAGCCCUCUUCUUCAUCCCCUUUGGGGCCUUUUACAACGUGGUUGGAGAAGAUGGGCAACAUGCUGCUGACUACCAGUCCUUUGCAGUUACCAUGGCCACAUCUUUGGUUAUUGUGGUCAGUGUGCAGAUAGCCUUGGAUACCAGUUACUGGACUGUCAUUAAUCACGUCUUCAUCUGGGGCAGCAUUGCUACUUAUUUCUCUAUUUUGUUUACAAUGCACAGUAAUGGCAUCUUUGAAGUCUUUCCAAACCAGUUUCCAUUUGUUGGAAAUGCAUGGCAUUCCUUGAACCAGAAGUGCAUCUGGCUCGUUAUUCUCUUAACAACAGUGGCUUCAGUCAUACCAGUGGUGGCAUUCAGAUUUUUGAAGAUGCAUUUAUACCCAUCCCUGAGUGAUCAGAUCCGCCAGUGGCAGAAGGCUCAAAAAAAGGCAAAGCCUACAAGCAGUCGAAGGCCUCAGACCCGCAGGUCAAGCUCAAGAAGAUCUGGAUAUGGUUUUGCUCACCAAGAAGGCUAUGGAGAGCUUAUCACAUCUGGAAAAAAUAUGCGAGUUAAAAAUUCACCCCCAACCUCAGGGUUGGAAAAGACACUUUAUAAUAGUACUAACUGGAUUGAAAAUUUAUGCAAGAAAACCACAGACACAGUGAACAGCUUCAGUCAGGAUAAAGCAGUGAAACUGUGAAUCAAGAUGAAUUUGAACCACAUAGUUAUCUUUUCACAUCAGCCAGAGCUGAAAUUCAGCUGCUCAGGGGCUAGGAAUGGGCAAAUUGCUUCACUUCACUUUAAUUUGUGGCAGACAGCUGCCAGUGCCUGUCAAAUAGGGGUGUGGGUCUGCAGGAAACCAGGCCUGAUGGUCACUAUCCAGUUUGUGAUUUGGUGGACCAAAGCCUUACAAUACAGUCAAAGAUUUUUAUCAAUCUAGAGGCCAGUUGAUCUGAACUUAUAGAGAAAAGUGCAUAAAUUUGCAUUUGACAUCAGGUGAAUAAAAGGAUGCAUUUUAAAUGUACAUAUCAGAGCUGAAAGGCAGUCAUUGACAGACAAGUCACAUAUGUAAAGAGCAGCCUUUUCCCAGAUAUUCUUCCAAGAUUUAAAUGUAUACUAUGGUGCUUUCAGAAAGAGAGUCAUGAGUCACUCUCUAGUCUUGAUACUACCUGCCUGUUUAGCCAGGACAACAAUUCACCUACAUGCUGAAGAAUAGCAAAGCCUUUUAGUGCUUUACCAGUCUAGGAACAAAAUAGACUGAAUAUCUUUGCAGCAGUCCUGGCUGGUAAUUUGGUCAAAUUUAUUUUAAAAAACUCUUAAACUAUAUUAUGUAGGGACAUGCUAAUGAAAAGUCAAAGAGUGGUUCUCUAGUAAGUAUUCUAAAUAUGUUUCAGUGGGUUUUAUCACAGCCUCAGAAGUAAUUUUCUGAUCAUCAUCCAGAACAAUGGAAUCAGCAAGCAUUGGAAGUUUACCCUUAGUGAUAGUAUUCCAUAUAGGAUAUGGGCAAAUACUUACAACAUUUCCAAUUUAAAAAAUUUGAGAGUUGAAAUCAAAGAAAUUUAUAGUCUUUUCAUUUACAAUUUAAAUACUCAGGUUUAGGUCAUUUAGAGUUAGUUGCUUUUGCUUUCCAGUUGUCACAUUUAUAAUCUCAAUAUAUAAACCUAUGUAUAUAGAUAAGGUUGAUAUUUUUGUAGAUGUUCCAGCCUAAUUUUUAAUCCACAUAUGAGCCACUAUUGUGUUUCCUGUAAAAGAAUUCAGGCAGAUUUCUAUUCAAAUUCCAGCUUCAUCACUUCUUACCUCUAUAACCUAGGCAAGUAGCAUACCUUUCCUUAGACUAAGUUUCUUCCUCUGUUACGAUAAUAUACUACCUACCUCAUGUGAUUGAUGAUUGUCAAAUCACAAAUCUCAAACCAUUAAUAAUUUUUAUAUGAAUAUAUGAGUUUGGAUUCAGCUCACUCAUUGCCAGAAUAACAGAGCAAUUUGAAGAGAAUUGAAGAAUGAGAAUUUCAGUAAUCAGUAAUUCAGGGGAAGGUUUUGAUGAAAUGAGAUUUCUAAGUAAGAUACAAACCUGGUUAGUGUCCGACAGGGACAUAAAACUAUAUAAUCUUGGAGGUUUAGUUCUCAACCAGAAAGCAAAAAGUAAAUCAUCAUUCCUUAUUAGUUGUCUACAAAUCAACCUCUAACUUUACAGGUUUCUUAAUCUGGUCCCUAUUGAAUUAUUGGUCAAACAAAAUUGUAUUUCCCAAGAGAGUGUGGUGAUCUGAGUGGGCUUGAUGAGUAAUGGGCCAGUAUGAUAUUUAAAAGGUCAGAAUCCUUUUUAUUUUUUAUUUUUGUCUUAAUUUCCAAGCCUGGGAUAAUUUUUCCUGAAUAGGACCAAAUGAGAUAAUAUGAAUAAAAGAGCUGAAUAAAGUGCUUCAACCAUACUAAAUGCUUAUAGGUGUUCCUUUUUUCCUCUACAUAUUUGUGUAGAAUAAAACGAACCAGAUGGAACUGUGUGUAAGGGAUGGGAAGGUCCAAUUUUGCAAAUUCAGUUCAAAUUAAAUAAAGCUGUUUAUAAACAGAUAGUGUGGAUCAUUGUGAGGGAAACACAUUAUCAGUUUACUUUGGUCCCACGAGGUCCAAAUAAGCUCUCACACCCAUUGUGAGAUUGUUCAAUUGCAAGUGCCAGGGAUGAUUUUGAACCUGAAGAUGAAAAGUCCAAGC
Molecule: messenger RNA, 5811 nt
Organism: Sciurus carolinensis (gray squirrel)
Lineage: Eukaryota; Metazoa; Chordata; Mammalia; Rodentia; Sciuridae
Gene: Atp8b4
Product: ATPase phospholipid transporting 8B4 (putative)
Exons: 29
Coding region: 230-3808 (1192 amino acids)
Biological process (GO): phospholipid translocation; Golgi organization
Cellular component (GO): plasma membrane
Molecular function (GO): ATPase-coupled intramembrane lipid carrier activity; ATP hydrolysis activity; magnesium ion binding
Source: RefSeq, a predicted model, not a curated record